Molecule: messenger RNA, 1113 nt
Organism: Dreissena polymorpha
Lineage: Eukaryota; Metazoa; Mollusca; Bivalvia; Myida; Dreissenidae
Exons: 2
Coding region: 1-1113 (370 amino acids)
Source: RefSeq, a predicted model, not a curated record
AUGGCGACGUCGAUGCCGAUGCAGAGCCAACACUCCAAGAAGUCAAAGACGUUGUCAAGAAAGCAAGAGUGCUCUGCUCCUGGCCCAAGUGGUAUUCCAUACAAGGUCUACAAGAAAUGCCCAAAGCUGCUGAGAAGACUUUGGCUCCUCCUUAGAGCUGUAUGGAAGAAAGGCUCGGUUCCUGAAUGCUGGCAGGCAGCAGAGGGCUGUUUUGCCCCUAAAGAGAAAGACUCAAAGAAUGUCAAGCAAUUUCGAACCAUCUCACUUCUCAGUGUCGAAGGGAAGAUAUUUUUCUCUAUCUUGGCAAGACGGCUUACCAUAUACAUGACCACCAACACCUACAUUGAUACAUCAGUACAGAAGGGUGGCAUCCCUGGAUUCUCAGGGUGUGUUGAACACACAAGUGCCCUCACUCAACUGCUUCACGAGGCUAGAAUAAACAAGAAGAACCUGACGAUUGUGUGGCUAGACCUCGCCAACGCCUAUGGCUCCAUCCCCCACCAGCUAAUCCAAGAAGCACUACAGCAUUACCAUGUACCGGAGCAUGCAAGAAGCCUCAUACAGAGCUACUACAGCAAUAUCCACCUCAGGUUCUCAUGCAAGAGCUUCACAACAUCUUGGAUAUCGCUCAAAAAGGGUAUAGUCACAGGCUGUUCUAUUUCCGUGAUUCUCUUUGUUAUGGGAAUGAAUAUGAUCCUGAGAGCAGGGGAAAGAGAAACACGAGGGCCACUUACCAACGCAGGCAUCCGUCUACCAGCAAACAGAGGAUUCAUGGAUGAUCUCACCAUCACCACAGAAACCCAUAUCCAAGCUAGAUGGAUCCUGAAAGCCCUAGAUGAGACUGUGACAUGGGCAAGAAUGGUUUUUAAGCCAAAGAAGUCCAGGUGUCUGGUAGUAAAGAAGGCAAAGGUCACGACACAGUUCAAGUUAUUCAUCCAAGGCGAGGAAAUCCCAUCAUUGGUAGAUAACCCAAUCAAGUGCCUAGGUAAAUGGUUUGAUUCUACACUCUCAGACAAGAGCAGCAAAGGAAGAAUCCGGCAGCAGAACUACCAGGGAAGUUCAAGCCCUGGAUCUAUCAGCACGGUCUACUACCAAGGCUUGUUUGGCCACUGA